AUGGACGGCUCCCCAGCCCCGGCUGAACAGUGUUCCUCGCCUGCGUCACUAUCUACCUCGCUCGAGCAAGUAGUCGCCGAUCUGACACCCAUCCUCCGAUCCAUAGAAGUGAUAAUCCACCGCCGGCCGUUUGAUAUCGACUGUGUUGUGAAGUCGACGGAAAGUACCUUGACGCUCCGUCACUCGUUAAUUGAUGCCGCCAAGCCCCGUGAAGCGAAAGACGCUUUUCGAAAACUGGGUGGCUUCCAGACAUUGCUAGGCCUGGUUCGCCAAUUAGCAGAAUUAUACAACCCGAAGAAGCUGCCGAAUGAUGAUAGGAAGACUCUUUUGACGCUUCUGAAAGAUGUGUUGGCUGUGCUGUCGGAGUGUUUACGAGACCACACUGGGAAUCGACGCUAUUUUGCCAAGAAGAUUGAGUGUGACAAGGCGUGGUCGGUCGAGGAGUCACUGAAACUGUUCAUUGAAGACUCCGAUGGAGAACAAUUGCCUGAUAACGAUGUCGACCAAUUGUAUGGCGGGCUGCUUGCCGCUGCUCUAUGCCAGGAGACUACGGCCGAGAUUUUCACGACCCUGAGGACCAAAUAUAUAUCAGAUCAGCUUGCGCCAACUGCGUCCAGCGUCCGCCUAGAUCUUGACAAAUCACUCAGCUCUACGGAGACGGUUGAAUUGCACGAGUUUAUAGGGCCAUUCUUGCGCACGUGGCUCCUUCAGACAUCCCAUUCUACCCAGUACCCCAUUCAGAGACUGGCCAUUCCAGCAUGUCUCUGUAAACUAGCCUCUAACUCACAAAGAAAUGUCAUUGCUAUCCAUGCAACAGGCAUCUUGUCAACGAUUGUACGAUCCAUUUUUGGCAAUGGUUUGUCCGAUGACGAAAAAACGUUGUACAGAGAACUAGGGAAUCUCCUUUGCACAGAAGGGAUGUCGAACCUUGAUGAUGUUAUAUAUCUCUAUAGACAAGCAUGUGGCUCUCUUGAAGCUUCCAAGUUUCUUCUUCGUGCCAUGCAAUCUUCCAAAGGCCCGCCCUGUAUCCAGUUUGACAUGACCUCCCAUGGAUACUCAUCCAUUGAGCUAUCUACUCUAGGUCGACCAUUUCCCCCCGUAUCCUCUUCGGGAUAUACAUUAUCGAUAUGGGCCCGGUUCGACAAUUUCGACCCGCAGUCACAUACUACAAUAUUCGGUGCAUUCGACUCUAGACAAGCUUGUUUCGUGCUUGCUUACUUAGAAAGGGAUACACGCCACUUCAUACUGCAAACCUCUAUCAAUGGACCACGACCUAGUGUCCGCUUCAAGUCAGUCGCCUUCAAACAAGGCCAAUGGUACCACAUAUGUGUCAUUCAUCGAAAAGCACGAUCAAUCACUCCUUCUCGAGCCUCGCUUUUUGUUGAUGGCGAGUUUGUUGAGCAACUGAAGAUCGAUUAUCCAAGUGUGCCCGUUGCGCGACCCACAGCAAAGUAUCCCCGAGUCCAGGCGUUCCUGGGGACACCUCAAGAUCUCGCUGUCAGGAUAGGAAAGGGAGUGUGCACAACGAAAUGGUCUGUCGCCAAUGCAAUUCUUUCUGAAGAAACAUUCAGUGAUGACUUGGUCUCGGUCUUCUAUCAUCUCGGACCAAGGUAUCAUGGUAACUAUCAAGAUUGUUUGGGAUCAUUCCAGACCUACAAAGCAUCCGCAGCGCUCAACUUACGAAAUGAGAGCCUUCAUCCUGGAAAAGAAGAACAAUCUGAUAUUGUAACUGCGAUUCGACAAAAGGCUAGCACUCUUGUUCACGAGACUGCUUUUUUACUCAACAUAUCGCCUACUACAGUCUUGGACGACUAUGAUAGUAAUAAUGUCAACGAGUCACAGCUUAUCAAAUUAUUGUCGAGGCAAGCCGCAAAAAGUUUGUGUCAGGCAAUCAACGCAGGGGGCAAUGCUAUUGCGAUUAACGGGGCUAUUCCGGCAAUAAACGAUGCUCUUACGAAUCCAAGUGGAAUGGCAAUACUUGCUGGCGAUCCUGUUGUCUCGGUGCCUCAAUCCCUGGACGAUGCUAGCUGGAGAAUUGGUGGUUGUGCAAUAGUGAACCUAAAUAUGCUUCAUGCUGCUAAAUGUCCGGAAAGUACAAUCCUCGCUGUUGAAAUUUUAUUUGAAGCUAUCCAGGGAAAUUGGAGGAAUAGCGAAGCGAUGGAAAGGGACAAUGGUUAUGGUAUACUAGCAUUAUUACUUCGUGAGAAAUUAGGGUUCCCACAGAUUGCCCAAUCUGGCGGUUCCAAAACGUCAACGGUAUGCUCGGACAAUCGAGAAAGGUCAUCGCUGGCGAUUGAGCUCCUUCGUCAAAUCCUGUCUUUUGUUGGGUACAACUUCGAAGACCCAACUAAAUCUAUCAUAACGAAUCCCCUGGCGUAUCGUGUUCUAUUAGUGGACCUUGAUAUUUGGCGUUAUGGGGAGCCUUCUCUUCUCCAAAUGUACUACUCUCAAUUCAGCACCUUCGCCACAGAAAGCCAACAUCGUCGCUUCAAUGCGAAACGGUUAUCUCGUAUGCGGGUGAACAAAAGGUUUUUGGAUGCCUUGAAAGGCGAAGAUUUCACUGAAGAAACCUUGAGCCUAUUUAUACCAGCCUUCCGGUCUCUGUUCGAAAGUUGUAUAUCUGCGGAACUGUUACGGUCACUAUCUCUUUACAUUACUUUCGCCCUGCAUGAGGAGAAAGUUCCAAGUCUUCAUAAAAAGAAGAGCAUGCGUUUCAAUUCCCGUUCCCGCCAACUCUCUUCUGCGUCAGAUUCAAGCCCGAAGAAAGCCAUGCCAAAGAAACAGAUUGGCCUGGAACUUCUUCGCAUGUAUACCGAGUAUCUCUGCACACAGGGUGACUUCAUCAACAUAAAGAGAUUUGCACGGGCUGUAACAAAUAAAUGGCUUCUCUAUCUGAUGUGUGAAGACGCACCAGAGGCGGUGACAAUGGCGACUAAGAUUCUCGCUCGACUUAUAGUUGUUCACGGUGGCAGCUACAGUAAGAAGCUUGCCGACAAGACGGGUGGGUAUGUUAUCAUGAAAAAUCGACUCAAGAGAUGGUGGAACGUUUUCUCCCUGUGGCCUAUCUGCUUUUCUAUCCUUUUUGGGCUGGAUGUGGCAGAAGUAGAUAUCGAUGACUUGACCGAUCUAUCGUCGCUGCUAGACGUGCUUGUUUACAAGAAACGGCUCGACGUUGCUUUUCCCGAAGUCCUUCCAGUUAUCACUGAAAUGCUGAGAAACGGCCUGGACGAUUCAAUGUUUGACAACGCGUCGGCCAGAGGUCGGGCAGUGGUAUCGAAUGUCCUUACUUUCCUGUCCAACGUUCACUUGAAGUCCCCUGGGUUCCGAGAAUUUGCCGCAAAUUCAACAUACGUCCAAAGAUUGCUUUCUGCUUUGUUUCCUAUGACAGGUUCGAGAACAGUCAAUGCCGAGGUUGAGCUUCAUUACAGAGAAGAUGUUUCUAAUACUGAACGUAGCGCUGGAAAGACUUACCGGAGUGUAACAGCCCUGCCAGUGCUACGUACAUCAAGAGCCACUCCCUCAGAGUCUUCAUCAGAAACCCACGGUUCUUUGCGACGCUCUUCGUCUUUUGUUCUCAUAUCAUCGGACAGAUCACAACAUACGGCUUCAUCAGCACAUCUGCACCGAGCUUCUAUUGGAAACAUUGAUAAAGACGUCUCUUAUGAAAACGACGAACUAGUUCUGGAAACUCGAUCUGUUACUCUUAAAACUUUUGUCUCGCAGGUUACGGAUCGCAAAGACUUCACUGGUCUCGGCUUAUUUUUGAAAACACCCCCGAGCAACUUAGAACAUCAGGCUUAUUUUCUGUCUUGGCUUCUUCAGGGAACCAUUUCAGAAUUGCAGGCCACAUUUUCGGCCAACGAGAAGUUACUACAAGAGCCACGUAUUCUCACAAAUUUCUCACGGUUUUUAACACAUGUGGGAGAAUCCCUAUUUGAGGGUUGGUUUUUGAACGGCAGCAGUCAAACGCUGGAUCUUGCCGGCUUCGUGCUUGAGUAUCUCUCUCGUCCUGAGAUAGCUUCAUUGAAGAUUGUACGCCUUUGCAGCCAAGCUAUCACUACCAUUAGAUCCGUGCUUUUUAAAAUUAUCCUAUUAGAAUUGUCAGAGCAGGACGACAAUGACUCGCUGAGCUUCAUGAACCGCCUCGGUUAUUGGCAGACCAUUAUCCUCGCUGCUGGAGAGCCAGAAGCCGAAUACCUGAAACUAUUCUUUUACCAGCUUUAUAUCAAGUCGGUCUCCGAGAAGCAUGAGGUCCGCUUAGCUGCUGCCACCUUAUGGCGGAUAAUUCUUGUCCAAAAGCCUCAUGAAAUGGCCUCCAUACUGAGCCAUGCUCCACUAUCUCUACAACGUCGACUGACUGGUGGGUUUGAAGAAUUAGCUGGAAUGGAUGACGCAGCUUUCUUGAAUUGGAUCGACGAUGAACGUGAGGAUUUGGAUGCCUUCUUCUUCGGUAGUCUUUCCAAAUUCUGGGAUGCUUUUGUCCAAGAGGAAAACAACAGGACUCAAGAGUCGAGCCGUACUCGCUUAGCCAAGCGGAAAGACAGGCUGAAACAAUGGGUUCACGAGGAGAACUUUGCCGAGGACAUUACUCGCAAACACAAUACUACGUUUGACCACUGGACUUCUAACAUCUUCGCAUCAGAAUUUCUGAAGCAUCAGAGGCUUCUACAAGACCAGCAUGACAAUUUUACAUUCAUGUGGUCACUCUUUUCUCGCCUCUCUGAAGACUUAUAUCGCUUUGGCGGUGUUUUGGAAAAGGACGGCGAGAAGCGGUGGCGUCUUGAUCAGACCGAAGGACGUAGUCGAAUGAGACUUCGUGUUAUCCCUGAUGGCUCGGACGAGCGACAGGACUACCAGCCGAAGCGAAAAUCCUCUGAACCACCGGUUAUGAAAAUAACUACCCAGCUGCAGCAGACGACAAUUUCGGAGCCACUUGAUAAUACUGCCACUACGUCCGUCUUUGUUGGGGGCGCGGGAGAAGGUGAAGGUGAAGGCGAAGGUGACGGUGAUGGUGAAGAUAAAUCUACUCUUGAAGAAAGCUUUGAAAUGGUCGAUGACCCUAGGGUGGAUAUUGAUGAAUACGAGGACAAGAACAGAAAAGUAUUGCGAAGUCUCCAGCGGGGCGAUCAAGUCCAGAGUGUCUGCAACAUGUCUUGCAUUAUCGGACUAGAGGCAUGUGAAAGUCUCUUGAUUAUAGGCAAAAAUGCCGUGUACAUUCUAGACAACUAUUUCCAACGCGCCGAUGGGGAGAUCGUGAAUGUCUGGCAAGCUCCUAUCGAAGAAAGGGAUCCGUUUGUGCGUAUGAUCUCCGGACGCGAAUCCAACGAACGAAAGUCUCGCGAACACGAAGUGAGGAGCUGGAAAUGGCAGGAUCUUAUCAGUGUCUCUAAGCGACGCUUUUUAUUUCGAGAUGUCGCCCUUGAAAUGUUCUUCACGGAUGGCCGUAGCUACCUACUGACCUUGAUAUCAUCUAGAGCAAGAGACGAGCUGUAUAGCCAGCUUUGUGCACACUCCCCACAAUUUGGUGGGAAUAUAAAUGUGACUCGGCCAGAAGAUAUCUGGAGAUUCGAGAUGUUGAGAGUACAAGAUGACGCGCCACAGUCUUUGGGGUCGAAAUUCGCCAGCGUCUUUGGGCAAGCUUCCAUGAAUCCGGCUACUCGUAAAUGGCUCAAGGGAGAGAUGUCUAAUUUCCACUACCUGAUGCUUAUCAAUACUUUGGCCGGUCGAACAUUCAAUGACCUGACUCAAUACCCUGUCUUCCCGUGGGUUAUUGCCGAUUAUACAAGUGACGAGUUGGAUCUGGGUAACAUGAAAAGUUUCCGUGAUUUGUCCAAGCCAAUGGGAUGCCAAACCCCGACGAGAGAGGCAGAAUUUCGCGAGCGGUACAAAUCUUUUGCAGAAAUGGGCGACGAGAACGCUCCAGCCUUCCACUAUGGAACACAUUAUUCUUCUGCAAUGAUAGUCAGCUCAUAUCUUAUUCGAUUACAGCCAUUUGUCAAGUCCUAUCUGCUUUUACAAGGCGGCACAUUCGAUCACGCAGAUCGGCUCUUUUACUCGAUUGGUAAAGCGUGGGAAUCUGCUUCGCGAGGAAAUCUGUCAGAUGUUCGUGAACUCACUCCAGAGUUCUUCUAUCUCCCAGAAUUUUUGGUGAACUCCAACAAGUACGACUUCGGACUUCGACAAAACGUGACCAAAGCUAUUGAUUCGGUGGAGCUGCCCCCGUGGGCAAAGGGUGAUCCCAAGAUCUUCAUUGCUAAGCAUCGAGAAGCACUAGAAAGUCCUUACGUGACGGAACACCUUCACGAAUGGAUCGACCUUGUCUUUGGUUUCAAGCAGAAGGGAGAAGCAGCCAUCGAGUCAGCUAAUGUCUUUCAUCAUCUUUCUUAUCAGGGUGCAAAAGAUCUGGACAAUAUUGAGGAUCCGGUGGAAAGACUAGCCACGAUUGGCAUUAUCCAUAAUUUCGGACAAACGCCGCAUCAGGUCUUCCAACGACCUCACCCUCGUCGAGACGAUCUUAGUCGAAGAGAGGGCCGUCUUGACAUGCUGGCUGAGUCAUUGACGAGAGUUCCUCUUUCUCUACUGGAUAUUCAAGAACGAGUGUCGUCUUUGUCAAUGAAGAGCGAACGUUUAUUGUGUAGUCCCGCAUUUCGACUAAACGUACCCCCGAACUUUGACAAGUUUCUAGAAUGGGGAUAUUCAGAUAGUAGUGUUCGGUUUUAUGCGGCUGAUAGCAAAAAGAUUCUGGGCCGCUUUGAGCAUCUGCAUAUUGGGCAGCUAUCGUGUGUUCUUUUUGCGGACUCGCAGACUCUAAUUACAGCAGGUUGCGAUUGCACUGUUUCUAUAUGGUUAUUCGGUACAAACAGCAAGAUGAUGGAAUUACAACCUCUAGCUUGUCUCUAUGGACAUAGAACCUCUGUCUCUGUACUAGCUACAUCCAGGUCGUUCAGCACUCUUUUAUCUGCAUCUACGGACGGCCAGAUCAUAUUGUGGGACCUGAAUCGGCGAUGUUUUGUGCGGGAACUCCCUGCUGAAGGUCCAGUAGAGUGUGCUCGUAUCAACGAUAGAACCGGAACUAUCAUGAUCUGUCGAGGAGGCCGCAUUACUUUGUACUCGUUGAAUGGUGCUCUUCUGGUAGAUCAAGUGAUAUGUGAGGCUGAAGAUGACUACAUCAUCUCUUGUGCCUUCUAUGAAGGAGAGAGUAAUGAGUGGCUGGAGAGAGAACUUCUCUUCACAGGUCAUAAGAGAGGCAUGGUCAAUGUCUGGAGCAAAGUGAUCAGAAACGGACGAUUCGACCUGGAGCUGAUACGCCAGCUCCAUCACGUGGACCAGCAUAAAGAUUCCGGUGUCAACGUCUCUGCUGGGAUUAGCUGCAUUCUUCCGCUGCCACAUAGCGUAUAUACAGGGGACGAGGCUGGGCGUGUUUACGAAUGGGACUGCAUUCAACGACGCUCGUGA
This is a messenger RNA of Talaromyces marneffei, 7455 nucleotides long. RefSeq lists its product as uncharacterized. Gene Ontology annotation, molecular function: protein binding. The record is from RefSeq and is a predicted model, not a curated record. Bases 1 to 7455 code for a protein of 2484 amino acids. Lineage: Eukaryota; Fungi; Ascomycota; Eurotiomycetes; Eurotiales; Trichocomaceae. The transcript has 8 exons.